Messenger RNA from Bombina bombina (fire-bellied toad), 1200 nucleotides. It is a transcript of the gene NALF1, whose product is annotated as NALCN channel auxiliary factor 1. The transcript is spliced from 3 exons. Gene Ontology annotation, cellular component: plasma membrane. The record is from RefSeq and is a predicted model, not a curated record. Gene Ontology annotation, molecular function: stretch-activated, monoatomic cation-selective, calcium channel activity. Gene Ontology annotation, biological process: calcium ion import across plasma membrane. NCBI's taxonomy places the organism in Eukaryota, Metazoa, Chordata, Amphibia, Anura, Bombinatoridae. The coding region runs from base 1 to 1200 and encodes 399 amino acids.
AUGACCAAGGGUGCUUGGAUGUGUCGGCAGUAUGAAGACAGCUUAAAAAUUUGUUUUGCACCCCGGGAGAACGAAAAACCUUUUACUGAUUCAGAGAGGGCUCAGAAAUGGCGACUGUCUUUAGCUUCUCUCUUGUUUUUUACAGUCCUGCUUUCUGAUCAUUUAUGGUUCUGUGCUGAGGCAAAAUUGACAAGGACCAGAGACAAAGAGCAGGGCACCUUACUUGCAACUAGCAUGGAUGAUCAAUUGCCAUCAGUAGAAGGACAUUUACUCUCACCUACCCUUAAAUCUUCUCAAAAGAGCCUUAGCAAAGGCAAAAAAGCUAUUUUUCUAGGAAAUUCUACCAAACCUCUGUGGCGGCUAGAAACGUUUUCCCCACUUAGUCCAUUUGAUCAACAUUUUAGUGUUGAUGAUGCCGAAUCUGUCUGUAGGAACUUCAGUGAGUGGCCAAUGGAUAUGCCUGCUCACUCCAACUUGAGUAAUUUUUACCUUUCCUUUUGUAAUUCUUAUACACUUUUGGAUUUGUUUUCUGGUUUCUCAAAUCCGGACAUUUACAACUGUAGUUUAGAUAUGGUGGAGAAUGGGGAUAUACCUGGUUGCAGACAGUGUGUCCAGGCUUACCAACGAUCUGAUCUACUCGCUCAGGAGAAAUAUGAAGAGUUUGAGGUUUUGCUACAGAAAUAUUUACAGUCGGAUGAGUAUUCUGUAAAAUCAUGUUCUGAAGACUGCAAGACUGUCUACAAAUCCUGGCUAUGUUCCCAGUUUUUUGAAGUCACACAAUCUGAAUGCAGUAGCAGAAUUCCUUGCAAGCAAUACUGUUUGGAAGUGCAAACCAGAUGUCCCUUUAUACUACCAGAUAAUGAUGAUGUUGUCUAUGGAGGACUAUCAAGUUUCAUCUGUACAGGGCUCUAUGAAAACUAUUCAACCAAUGCAGAACCAGAAUGCUGUGAUGUCAGAUGGGAAUUAUCCGCAGAUAACCAAUCCAAAGGGACUAAAAAGUCACAUGACUCAACGUUGUGUCACAAGACAUCACUCACAGCUUCAUCAGCAUCAAGACUGUGUAACAGCAGACUUAAACUGUGUGUUCUUGUACUGAUACUAUUACAUACAGUACUAACAGUUUCAGCAGCACAAAACUCAACAGGACUGGGUUUUGGAAGCAUAACAAUUUUGGAAGACAAUUCAACAAAUGAGGAGUAA